Messenger RNA from Stylophora pistillata, 1471 nucleotides. RefSeq lists its product as uncharacterized. The record is from RefSeq and is a predicted model, not a curated record. Lineage: Eukaryota; Metazoa; Cnidaria; Anthozoa; Scleractinia; Pocilloporidae.
UGUGGGACACAGCAUGGUGGCAAAGUUCCGGGAUUGUUUUGUCUCUAUGAGAACGUAAAUAAUUCCUGAGCAACCAAAAUAUUUAAGAGCGAUUGUUUGAGAAAUCUAUUUUUUCAAGAAAUGAAAAGUCUAUAAAGGCGAUACUUACGCUUUCUGUGGUCAGAUAUAGAUUUGUCGACAUUUUGAUCAAAGAAGCAAUCUGUGGAUUUAAUCUUCAGAGCCAGUCGACGACAGAUAAAGCUACGUCAGGUGAAAAUGUGGUAUUACUUUGUGGCUCAUUGUGCUUACCAUUUUACAAGGUGGUUUCCUAAAGAUACGCGAGGAAAAGUGAGAAUCACUGUGAUACUUUUCGCUCUUUUGUUUAUUAUACCACAGCUGUAUGUCAUUCAUGUAGAGAAUACCGGUAAUGGGUACUGUGAUGAGCCUCUGUUAAACAUCACUGUAGCAGGAAUUGUUUUCACAUUUGCAAUGUUAGCCUUCACAUUUCUCUUUGCAAUAAUGGAACCAGUUCCCUGGCAGCUAAAGAUUGCCUUUCAUUUCUUUGGAUUUGGUUCUCUAAUUCUUGGCAUGGUCCUGUUUGCCUCAACUUUAGCCACGGAGGAUUGUGUGAGCUUUACAGUCAUCUUGUGGUCAUUUAAACUGAUUGAAGUGUUUUACUUGUACUUUUUGUUAGGAUUUCUUAUCAUCAUGCUGCCAUUUUGGUUGCUGAACUAUCUGUGGCCUGACUCUGUUCUCAAUCGACGAGAAAGACGUGGUGUUUGUUAUGAACCUGUCAAGUGCUGUACCUGUCUGUGGCAUAUUUAGAAUGUACACUGUAUAUGAUGCAACUGAUACCAAAGGCGUCUUUGGGAAUUUUGAAGCAGAGACAGUAAAAUGCUACAGUGUGUAUUUAUGAUUCAGAGAUUCACACUGAUUCACCAAAAGUUCACAGUGAAACUUUGGUUUCUCGUCAAAUGAUCAUGUUUUAGAGCAAGUCUCAUCUUCAGAAUGAUGUUGAUGGUUUAAGUGUUAUUGGUAUUUAAUUGUAAAUAGAUAUUUAUAUUUUCUAAGCACAAAGUCUGAAUUUCAGCAGUCUCUUUCCCGCGCCCCCCUUGGGGUAAAGAGAAGAGACGGCUGAAAUUCAUACUACCAAGCACACUGAAAAUUACUAAGCGUGCACAAGCUAUAAAGAUCUAAAAAUUAGCUCGAGCCGUUAUGUAAAUAUUGCAUGGACUUUGACUGUAAUAUUUUACUAUUGAGACUUUUUUCAUUAAGAGGAGUUUUGUUCAAAUACGGGUUGGCCAGAGUCACGGAACCCGCCACCAUUAUUAUUACUCAGCACAGGGCUCUGUUAGUCCACUGUCUGGAACCCCGGAAUAUCUGGAUCACAUUUCGAGGGCGGUAGGGCCCACAACACAGAUAUAUGUUGUUCUACAGCCUUGGGGCAUUAUGCAGUACACUCCUUACCGAAUAAAAUCAUUUUUAGUAUUUU